AGGGAGACGACCGCCGCCUCCUUCCUCACCAAAUACCCCGAAUAUGACGGCCGAGGCGUGAAGAUAGCCGUUCUUGACUCAGGCAUAGAUCCCGGCGCUCCCGGUCUUCAGACCACAAGCGAUGGCAAACCGAAGAUCAUUGACUUAAUGGACGGCUCGGGCGCCGGAGAUGUGGACACGUCUACUGUCGUCGAAGCGGAUAUCGACGGCUUUAUUACGGGUCUGACGGGUACUAAACUUAAGAUCCCGAGCCAAUGGCAGAACCCUUCCGGCAAAUACCACAUCGGAGUGAAGAAUAUCUACGAAUUGUUCUCAACAGAAAAGCGCUUUGAUUUGCACGAAAUGAUGACAAAUGAAUACAUGGAGAAUGAAUGGCAACCGAUGCAGAGGAUAGCGAUCGCCGAAGCCGUGCGACAGCUCCAGGAGUUCGAGAGGACUCAUUCGGACGCCUCGGCAGACAAUACCGAAGAGAAACUGAUCCGCGAAGACUUGCAAUCGAGAGUUGAUUUUCUCAAACAGUUGGACAAAAAGUUUACGGAUUUGGGACCGACUUAUGAUUGUGUGGUCUUUAAUGACGGCACGCAUUGGAAAGGAGUUGUGGACACUUCAGGCACCGGCAAACUAGAAGACUGUACACUAUUAGGCAAUUAUAGGGAGUGUUUGAAAUACGGGACACUUUCUAAUAGAGAUCUACUAAACUAUGGAAUCAAUAUCCAUAACGAGGGAAACGUUUUGGAAAUUGUCUCAAUAUGUUCGCCUCACGGGACACACGUGGCCAGUAUAGCGGCCGCGCAUUUCCCGAACGAACCGGAGAGGAAUGGUGUGGCGCCGGGCGCUCAGAUCGUCAGCAUAUGUAUCGCUGACAUGAGAGUGACACCUAUGGAGACGGGAACCGCUUUAAUGAGAGCACUUGUCCGAGUAAUAGAGAGCGGGUGUCACGUGAUUAACAUGAGUUACGGAGAGGCCGCCCAUUACGCCGAAGGCCGUAUUUUGGAUUUCAUACACGAAAUUGUCAAUAAGUACGGCGUUAUAUUUGUGGUCGCGGCUGCAAACAUGGGUCCCGCUCUGUCCACUGUCUGGACGCCGUCAACAAUGCACUCUUCAUCCAUGAUAUCAGUCGGCGCUUACGUAUCGCCCGAUAUGAUGGCCGCCGAGUACUCUAUGCUUAAGAAGAUGCCCGGAAUGAACUACAGCUGGUCGUCGAGGGGCCCGACCGCAAAUGGAGACCUGGGAGUGUCGGUGUCGGCUCCGGGCGGUGCCAUAACAUCGGUGCCCAACUGGUGUCGAAUGAAAUCGAUGUUAAAGAACGGAACGUCAAUGUCGUCGCCAAACGUUGCCGGAUGUGUGUGUCUUCUGGUGUCCGGACUGAAGGCCCGGGCAAUCGAUUACUCGCCUUAUAGUGUCCGCAGAAGUAUAGAGAACACUGCUCUCAAGAGUAUACAAAACUACGAGCCCUUCACUCACGGACACGGACUCAUACAAGUAGAGAAAGCCUUCGAGCACUUGACUCAAUUUAAAGACUCAGUCGAAAGGGAUGUCCGCUUUCACGUGACUAUUGGCCAGAAUUUAGGCGUUUAUCUCCGACAACCCGAAGAGGUGGCCAAUCCAUCGAUACAACAAAUUAGAGUUGACUCGAUUUUUCUGAAUGACAAACAAAUCGAUAACAAACGAAAAGUAGAUUUAGAGAUGAAUUUGAGUCUCAUUUGUGACAACGAGUGGAUAACGUGUCCGUCGUUUCUGCAUUUGACGUUCGGCUCGAGAGUGUUCUUCAUUAAAGUGGAUCCGCGAGGACUGGAAGACGGGAGGGAACACUUCGCGUUCAUCCGAGCCUACGAUACGAAUUGCAUAGAAAAGGGUCCCGUAUUUCACAUUCCCGUCUCCGUAAUGAAGCCCAUGAAAAUACCCGAUUCUAAACAACUCGAGAGCACUCAACACUAUAAACCGGGUUAUUUUAUGCGUCAAUUCGUGGACAUACCCUCGACAGUGAAUUCGGUGGUCAUUCGGGCCAAGAAUCUGGACCCACAAGAGAGCGGUUUGUUUGUCAUUCACUGCCAACAACUGUCGCCACUGCUGUCCAAUCAAACCCAUUUUGCCAAAAAGUUCUUUUCAUUGGAACCGUUGGCUGAGAAUACUUACGCUAUUCCCCUAAAAAGUGGUCGUACUCUUGAGAUCUGUUUCGGGAAGUGGUGGUCGAGUAUUGGCGAGUCUUCAGUUCAAUUGAGUGUUGAAUUUUACGGCCUCCAGCCCUCACUUGACUCAUACACAAUGUUGUCGAGUGAAGGCAUUUUGCGAUUAGACAUUCAAUCAAACUUUGGUUAUGAAGUGAUUUCGCCCAAUAUUCUGCUGGAGACAUACGUUCAGCCCUUAAGACCCGUUGAGAGUAAAGUUCGUCCCCUCACUGCUCGCGAUGUCAUACCUAUUGGUCGACAGAUCUAUGAGAAUGUUUUGAAUUAUAAUUUUCAAUUGUCCAAAGCGACCGUAGUUUACAUCUCGUGUCCGCUUCUAUCGGAUGUCUUAUUUGAAUCGGAAUAUGAUUCGCAAAUUUGGAUGAUUUUUGAUGCAAAUACUAAGCAAUUGUUGGCCACCGGAGACGCCUAUCCAAUCAUUUGGAAUUAUUGGGUGAAUCUAGAAAAAGGCGAAUACACUGUUCGGAUGCAAAUCCGUCACGAAUUGGUCGCACAAUUGGACAAACUGUCGGAUCUGUCGAUCAAUGUUCACCAGAAGCUGACUCCCGGCGCGUCGUUGAGUCUCUACGAGACCUACAAGAAUGCCAUCACUGAUGGCAAGAAGUUUAAUACUCAUGUGUUGCGACCAAACUGUCAGAAACCGGUGUUUGUGGCGGCGAUGACCGAACCACCGAAGGGUCUGACUGUGGCCGCCGGCGGCUACUUCUCCGGUCACAUAACGUUCACCGAAUCAGAGGUUCGCAAAAAAGCGGAACAGUUUGCCUUCAAAUACGUGGUCGACAGCGAACCACAGAAGAAGACCAAAGACAACGACAGCAAUAGUGCCGAAGACUCCGCCGACAAGAAGACCACUGCCGACGGUUUGCCCGAAAAGUCUUUGGAGGAACAGUUCAGCGAAGCGUUGAGUGAUCUGAAGAUAUCCUGGAUUUCAAAAUUAAAGGGUAAAUCAUCGGAAGACGUGUUCAAUGAACUUAAGGCUACAAACAAAGCCAAUACUCAGCUAUUGUUGGCCCGAAUGCAAGCGCUGGACGCCGACCCUCAACGCGGCCAACACCUGACCACUCAAAUCAAUUUGGCGAACGAUGUCUUGGAUUUGAUAAAAGUUAAUGAUUUGAUCUCUUGGUUGGCUGUCGUGAGGAGCGAGAAGAAGGACACCAAUAAUUCAACCAAUAAUACAAACGAUACGGCACUCAAAAAUCUGGAGAAACAAAAGACAACUGUUUUGGAAGCGCUGGCGAAGAAGGGUAUCGCCAUCUGUGACCUAAUUGACGCCCAGACCGCGGGCUCGACCACUGGGUCUGACGCCAAACUAUCGCCGACUGGCGACCAGUUUGUCUCUGACGUGAAUCAAGUUUACGCCGAGAUCUGCAAACUCACCGAUCCUUACGACCAAAAAGUGGCCAAAUUUACCGAACGUCACGCCCUUUUGCACCGACACUUCGGUCGAGCCAUCAAACUGUUUGCCAAACUCCAGGAGUCGAAGGCGUUCUAUGCCUGA
Medioppia subpectinata is the source of this 3684-nucleotide messenger RNA. Lineage: Eukaryota; Metazoa; Arthropoda; Arachnida; Sarcoptiformes; Oppiidae. The record is from the annotation of a GenBank genome assembly.